This is a messenger RNA of Athene cunicularia (burrowing owl), 2635 nucleotides long. Its product is annotated as keratin, type II cytoskeletal 80-like. The transcript has 8 exons. The record is from RefSeq and is a predicted model, not a curated record. Gene Ontology annotation, biological process: keratinization; intermediate filament organization. NCBI's taxonomy places the organism in Eukaryota, Metazoa, Chordata, Aves, Strigiformes, Strigidae. Gene Ontology annotation, molecular function: structural constituent of skin epidermis. The coding region runs from base 1 to 1455 and encodes 484 amino acids. Gene Ontology annotation, cellular component: keratin filament.
AUGACUAACCCUUGCAAAGCCUUCACCAGUGGCUCCCUCUCCUCUUGGGAGGUGUCAGGGAAGAUGAGCAGAGGAAAAGCAGCCAGCACGUCCCCGGAUCGCCUGGGCCGCUGCAGUCCCGACGGGGCGGCCAGCAAUGGCUACAGCUCUCUCAGCCUUCACGGGGAUGGUGGAUACCGGUGCUCCUCCUACCCCUCCUUCUCCAUCAGCAGGACACUUCUGGCCCCCGUGAACCUUGAUAUCGAUUCAGACUUCCAAGCCAUACGGCAGCAGGAGAAAGAGGACAUCAAGCUGCUCAACAACCAGUUUGUGACCCUAAUUGAGAAGGUCCAGUGCUUGGAACAACAGAACAAGGUCCUGAUGACAAGGUGGAACUUCCUGAAGGAUCAAGACAAUUCCCACUCCGAGUCAGACAUCAAGGCCAUCUAUGAUCAGUACAUGAGCAAAAUGAAUCAAGAGAUGAAAGCGCUCAACUACGAGCAGGAAAAUCUCGAGUCGGAGCUGACAAAGGUCCUGAGCACCAUGGAUAACUUUCGAAGCAAAUAUGAGGAUGAAAUUCGCCUCUGUAGCGGCAUGGAAUACACCUUCAUGGAGCUCAAAAAGCUCUGCCAGGGUUCAGCUCUCCUGCCAUGUAGUUUUGUUGACUACUUGGUAUCUCAGUCCUAUUCUCUCUUUGCUAUUCAGGAACUCGAGGAGCUGCUGACAGAAAUUAAGGACAUUUCUGUUGUACUGGGAAUUGACAAUGCAUGCAAACUUGAUCUGAGCAGAAUUGUGGAAGAAGUGAGGGCCCAGUACGAAGCCCUGGCUCUUCGGAGCUGGGAGGAGGCUGAAGCACUUACCAGGAGAAAGCUGAACGAAGGAAGCACCCAGUCAGGCACCUAUGGGGGUCACCUCCUUGACAGCCGACGGGAGAUCGCAGACCUGAACAUACAGAUCCAGAAGCUGAGGUCCUGCAUCGUGUCCCAAAAGAGCCAGUGCCUGCACUUAGAGGAGCAUAUCAAAGAAGCAGGGGAGCACGGCGAGGUGGCCCUCAAGGAUGCCAAAGCCAAACUGGUCAAGCUAGAAGCAGCCCUCCAGAAGAGCAAGGAGGAUAUGGCUCACCUGGUGAAAGAGUAUCAGGAGCUGAUGAACAUCAAGCUGGCACUGGAUGUGGAGAUCCUCACCUACAGGAAGCUGAUGGAAGGGGAAGAGAACAGCAUGGAGCAACCAAUACCCACAGUCAUCAGCACCGUCCUCUCCAGACCAAAGCACCUUUCUGCCAGCACCUUGAGAAACUCCAAGCUGUUUGCCAGAGGAACAGGCAGCACCAACGGUGAGACGAAGGCCGACGGAGGCAGCACAAAGAUCCUGCCCUCCAGAAGCCACAGCGAGGGCUCAGCGACACCUGAAGCAGAGGCCCUCAGCAGCAGCGUCCGGCCAAAACUCAGUUCCCUGCCCGCUGAAGAAUGCUCCUAAGAGAACUGGAGCCCUGCAGCAUAAACACAAGACCCAUUGGCAUCUGUAGCCAAAUGAGGCCAAAGCACUUUCUCCUGAACUCAAGCCAAUGUCCGAGGACAAAGGAUGAGACUCCAGGCUGUCUCCUUUAAGUUUGUCUUUACAACGUCCCAGUUAAAAUCUCUGUUACCAGUUACAAGCAGAAACCAACCCAGGAUUUUAGAGACUCUCCCACUCAGAUACUCACACCAACAUCAUCCUCUCUAGGUCUGUUUCCCCAGAGGAUUUGCAUUCACCAUCUUUGAGAUCUACCUAUAGGAAACUUGGCAGGAGGGGAAAGUAUUACUACACAAGCUUUUAACACAACAGCCAGAAGCCAUCAGCCCAGCCAUUUUACCAGUAUUACAAAAUCAUUCUCUCUGCUCUUUCCCUGCUCUGAGUCUGUGAGGUGUCACUGAUGUGGCUUUUGGAGGAAGGCUGGUGGGGAGGUGCAGGUAAACACCCUGAGCUAGGUACAUCUGCGACAUCCGGAUUUGUAUAUCUGAUGACAAACAUGCCAGGGGAGCCUGGGCCACUCCAGAGUAUUUAACUCAUUUUAGUGCCUUUUGGGUGACCCCUCAUUCCUUCCCAUGCCACCAAAGCUAAAACUUCUCCAAACUUUUAUUUUCAGAAGCCAUCUCUAACAGAGCAUCUCCGUCUGUCUCAUGUAAAGGCACUCCAGACUCCACGCACAGUGGUGCUCGGUCCUAGAAAUGGGAUAUUGGUUCCCAUUUCAAUGCAAGGAGCAGGACUUGUCUUUGUAUUUAUUGAACUCACACAGCAGCUUUUACCUUACCCGGCUGAUACCAGCCAGUGCACACCAGUCAGGUCACACCAAAGCUACCAGAGCCAACUCUGUAGAUGUCGUGUCCCCCUGCGAGCAAGAUGGGGGCGGGGGAUGUUCUGGCCUCCACGCAGACAUUUCUGUGGCCUUCUUGCGCAAACUAACAUAGACAGUGCCCUGCAGUAUUUUCCUUUACGAGGCCAGGCUCUGGCCUCAGCCACUGCCACGCAGCCCCACUUGAGUUCCCAGAUUUUGAGUUCCCAGGGAGUUGUUAAUAGUCUCUUGGCAUAUUUCCACAUUGCUGUAGGAUAGACAACUGCUGUACCGUCUCUGUAACCAGAACACUGGCUCUCUGGGGUUAUGGCUGUUAUAAUAAAG